AUUGGCUGGUUAGAUAAGUUUGCAAAAAUUUGCGAUGGCCACCAGAAAAGGCCGGCUAACGAAGCCGGUUAGUGGUCAGCAUAGACAGAGCCUGAAUCACCCCCAGGAGGAGGAUAAAGACGCAUUAAAUGCACGAAUACAGGCAACACAUCGCUACAUUUUCGAUCGACUUACAAUAAUGCUAGGAUUGGACAUUGAAAUUAUUCAGGAGUCGUUCCUGUCGACUGAUCAACUGGAAGCGCUCGACAGUUUGAUGAGAGCGAAAGAGAAAAGCUGUGUGGUUGUAUUCCUGCCUUCUGCUCCACCAGCUCCGGAAUCGGAGACGGAAAGACGCGGAAGUGCCAAGCCGUCGCCACCUUGUCCCUUUGUCUUGACUGAAGGGAAUCAAGAGCACAUGCACGGAGAGGGAUUAAUCGUGUACAUCACUAGAGUCUCAGACAGGGCUAUCACCAUGAACACUAUUGAUACGGAGCUGCUGUUUGGGUGUCUUGGGGUGGAAAGUGGACAAAGUGCUUUGAGUGUAGCUCAAAAGAUACUUGGUUGCGUGUUUAACCCUUAUAUUGACGUAUUUGACUUUGUCUCUACGAGCUGUCCUAACGGAGAAGAACUCAAAUCUGCGUUUCAAAUUGAACUCAACGAGUUUGACAAGUCGUUGUUGGACGCUCAAGCUUGUCUCCUUGAAACUGUUUUCCUUUCAAAGUGUGAGUUGCCCGAACUGGAAGAUUGGACCAGCCUCAAUGCCUGGCAGUCCGCAGCUUGUGAUAAGGACACGUUAGCUGCUGUCGAGAGCAUGUUACAGUCGUGGUGCAAACGUAUUGAACUCGUGCUGAUAGAGACAGAUCUUAUUCAAAAGGAAUCUGACGAUAUCGGUCCUUAUGCAGAACUUGUGAGCUGGAAAAACAGGUCCACUAAGUUCAACUUCCUCCUCGAGCAGAUAAAGAGUCCAAUAUGCAGAAAUGCAUGUGGUAUACUGAAGAUCGCAAAAAGUAAAACUCUCGAGGCAUGGAAAACAUUCGAUCAAAAGAUAACAGACGCAGCAAACGAAGCAAAAGACAACGUUAAAAUUCUGUACUCUCUCCUGACGUACUGUCAGCCGUUAUACUACAGUGAUCCAGUCAGCAUUAAACCGGAGAUAAAGAAGAUGAUGGAGGCUAUCCUUAUCAUCUACACAACUUCACAACAUUAUAAUACGACUGACUGCAUGACCCAUCUCUUUGUCAAAAUAACAAAUCAGAUGGUAGUAGCGUGUAAAGAUUACAUAACAGACAAAGGAGUACACCGCAUUUGGGAUUUCACUUACUCUGAAAUCAGCAAAAGGAUUCAGGACGCCUUAGAUUUGUACAACGAGUACGAUAGUGGCUUCCAAGCCAUGAAGAACAAAUCUGAUAAAGAGUUCGAUUUCUCAGAGAUGUACACAUUUGGGAAAUUUGUUUCCUUUUGCAAACGCCUUGAAAAGAUAAAAGCCAUGUUGAGCACCAUCGAGAAGUACAGCGCCCUCACAACAGUUAAACUUGAGGGAUUCGAAUCCACCAUCACCAAGUACAAGGUGAUUGUGACCACCAUGCAGAAAAAGGGCUACGACUUCUUGGACCAACGAAAGGCGACGUUUGACGACGAUUUCGACUAUUUUAACAAUCAGAUAACACAGCUGGCCAACUCUAUAAUGAUUUAUUCUGAGGUUGCUAUCAAUAGGAGACCAAGUGUUACCAGAUGUUUGGAAGUGCUUAACAAGAUUGGAAAGUUAGACAUAGAGGAGAUAAAGUUAGGACCACUAUACUCACAGAUAGUGGAGCGCUAUCAAGUAGAGCUAGAGGAAAUCCGUAAACUAUACACAGAUAACAAGGAGAACCCAGGUCUGCUCCGGAACAUGCCCAAAACUAGUAGCGCUAUAUCCUGGGCCAGACAUCUUCACAGACUCAUUUCUGGUCCAAUCUUCGAGUUUGAAAGACUCUGGAUACUUACUCCUCUGACAAACGAAGAACAUCGUAAAAUAAUAAAGAAAUAUAACCGGAUGGCAGAGUGUUUGAUAACAUUUGAAAUGAAGCAUAUAGAGGCAUUCAACAAAGUUUAUGGUGUUGUUAAGACUUCUUUAAAAGCUUCUAUCCUGGUAAAGCACCCAGAAACGGAGAAAUUAUACAUCAACUUUGAUCCUUCGUUUAUCGAACUCAUCAGAGAAACCUCAGUCUUCCAACAGUUAUUGCACAUUGAGCUACCUACCGCUUCUGAAGACAUUGUCAUCAACAUCAACGAGAUCAAAUUUCGGUUUGAGAAAAUAAAACAACUGUUAGACGACUACGACAAAGUUAAAGAAGCAAUAAAUCCUAUCAUGAGAGAUCUGAUGUCUUACAGAAUUGACAUGUUGGAUGCAGUUGUGUUCAAAGGAACGUACAUGAUGACGUGGAACUCUCUUCUCGUAGAGGAAUACUUCAAGGAGGUGGAGAAAGAGAUUUACUCAACAGCUUGCCUUAUGAAGGAUCUAAACGAUAUAUUCGAAGUGAGAAUAAUGUCCAUUUGGAAUGAGAUUGAAACGACUCAACUCUGUUCGUUGCCUGAAGCUCCCAUGGAUGUGUUCGUAUUUGGUGAAAAUGUGAAUACUAUGUGUGCUGCAGCCACUCCUAGGAUGUACGCUUUGAGUCAGAAAGCGAAGGAGGCCGCCUUUGACCUGGUUAAUGUAUUCCAGAGUAGGAUCGGAAUCGAAGGAAUGGAUCAGUACAAUGUUUCGGAUGGAGAGACUCGAAAUUCUCCCACUCCGAGAGGUUUAGAGGAUCAGUCCAGAUCAAGCGUGGAGACGCGUUCUAGAAGUCCUAAGAUGAAUACUGUGCUGAGGAACAAAGCGCUUGGUCGAAAAGAAGAUGCAGCAUUUGACGAGACGUUAAUGGCUGAGUUCAGUGCUGUUUGUGACGAGCUGAUCAAUAUUCUUCACAACAAAACUAUAAACAUGGUACUGAAAUGUAUUAAGCACGCUCUUGAUGCCAUCAAGAGACGCCUCUUCCACGGCAGACAGAGCUUCAGCUACAGGAAGGUCGAGGAACAGAACAAGAAUUCGGUUAUCUCCUUCUUCUACGCACACGUCCACCUCGACAUCCCAUCCAUUGUGAUAAAACCUUCCCUUGACACGAUCCAACAUGAGCUGAACAGCGCUAUACACAACGUGAUACAGACUUCAGCUGGAGUGAGGAGAUGGUACACUGGGUUUUCAGAGGGAGGUCAACCUCUGACCACCAUGAGUGUCGUGGACCACAAGGAGAUCCUAAAGGUCUCCUCAACAUUAGCCUCAGCAAUACAGAUGAGUAAACCUGAUGUGGAGAUUGAGAUUGAGAAGUUCAAUAAUUACGAGUUUGUCUGGUCUAAAGACAAGGAAACAGUCAUGGCAGCCUUCCUGGAAGACAAGCCCAUAAUUUCGGAUUUCAACCAGGAAAUUCAGUACUACGUGAACCUCAAACAGGAAAUAGACGAAGAUUUCGCGGAUGUGAUAAAAGUAGAUUCAAUAGCCUUGCACUCUGAAAAUUGCAAAGAAAGCAUCAAGCAGGAGAUUAGGAACUGGACACUGAGGUACGCUCGUACCAUGAACGAUAAUUUUAAAACAAAAAUGGUAGACGUGGAGACCGUCAUCAGCGAGUUGACAACUCGUCUAAACAGAAAUAUCACCGAUUUGGACGAUGUUCGUUUUGCUAUGAUGGCUAUAAACGAGUUCAAACAGGAAGAGAUCAUGCUGGACACAGAGAUUUGUCAGAUUGAAGACUGCUACGCUUUGCUCAACAGACUGAAUGUCCCCAUCCCACCCGAAGAAAUAAACAUGGUAGAUACUCUGAGAUACGGUAAAACUAAGAUGGCAAACAAAGCUCAAUCCGUGUCGUACAAUCUACUGGAUCUCCAGCCCACCAUGAGAGGAGAUCUGAUCAGUCAGGUGGCUCAGUUCAAGGUAGAUUCAAAACAUUUUGUUGACGAGUACAACACAAUGGGUCCCAUGGUGGACGGUAUCCCACCCAAGGAAGCCAGCGCUAGAGUGAUUCAGUUCGGAACCAAGUUUGAAGCUAUUUGGGCACGAUUCCUCACUUAUUCCGGAGGAGAGAAGCUGUUUGGCAUGACGGUUACUGAUUAUCCAGAUAUUCAGCGGAUAAAGAAGGAGCUUGGUUUGCUACAGAAGUUGUACAGUUUGUAUAACAGCGUUAUCACUGCUGUUCAGGGGUAUUAUGAUAUCAUCUGGACUGAAGUUGAUAUUGAGGCGAUCAACGCUGAGAUCCUGGACUUUCAGAACAGGUGCCGAAAGCUACCAAAAGCGAUGAAGAACUGGCAAGCGUUCCUGGAACUGAAACAAUCUAUUGACGAUUUCAAUGAAUGUUGUCCUCUGUUGGAAUCAUUGGCAGACAAAGCUUUGAUAGAUAGACAUUGGGAACAAGUUGGUAUCCUAUGCGGCUGUAAAUUCGAUAUUCACAACGAGAAUUUUCUGCUAAGAAACAUCAUGGAGGCACCACUUCUGCAGCAUAAAGAGGAUAUCGAGGAUGUUUGUAUAGCUGCUGUGAAAGAGAAAGACAUUGAAGCAAAGCUGAAACAAGUCAUAGCUGAGUGGAGCGUACAGGACCUUACUUUCUCGGAGUUUAAGAACAGAGGGGAGUUGCUGCUGAAGGCAGCUGACAUUAUGGAGAUUGUGACGCUCAUGGAGGACAGUUUAAUGGUUCUCAGUUCACUCAUGAGUAACCGAUACAACGCACCCUACAAGAAGAAUAUUCAGUUAUGGGUACAGAACAUCUCCUCCUCUGCCGAGAUAAUUGAAAGCUGGCUGGUGGUACAGAACCUGUGGGUCUACCUAGAGGCCGUGUUUGUGGGGGGAGACAUCGCCAAACAACUUCCUAAAGAAGCUAAACGUUUUCAAGGCAUAGACAACUCGUGGCAGAAAAUAAUGCAGAGAGCCCACGAGACGACUAACGUGGUCCACUGUUGUGUCGGAGAUGAGACACUGGGCCAGCUUCUGCCACAUCUGCUGGAACAGCUUGAGCUCUGCCAGAAGUCCCUUUCUGGGUAUCUUGAGGCUAAACGUCUUAUAUUCCCAAGGUUCUUCUUCGUGUCUGACCCGGCGUUACUGGAGAUAUUGGGUCAGGCUAGUGACUCACACACGAUACAGGCUCACUUACUGAACGUGUUUGAUAAUGUGGCUACGGUUCAGUUCCAUGACAAGGUCUACGAUCAGAUAACAGCUGCUUGUUCUAAAGAGGACGAGGUGAUACAACUAGAGAAACCAGUAAUAGCUCAGGGUGGCGUUGAGCUUUGGUUAGGAUCUCUAAUGCAGAUGAUAUUCAGUUCCAUUCACGGUAUCAUCAGACAAGCUUGGUAUGCCAUCAACGCGGAGGACUUCGACCUUCUCAAGUUCAUAUCCAUGUUCCCAGCUCAGAUAUCCCUCCUUGGAAUUCAGUUGCUGUGGACACGUGAUGCAGAGAUUGCGCUGAAGCACGCGCGACACGACAAGAAGAAGAUGCAGGAUGCUAACGAAUCGUUUUUGACUCUGUUAAACACGCUUAUCGCUCAGACAACAAAUGAUUUGGAGAAAUUCGAACGAAUUUGUUACGAGACUAUCAUUACUAUACACGUCCAUCAGAGAGACAUAUUCAACGAGCUGGUGAAGACACACGUAAAGUCACUAGGUGAUUUCGAGUGGCUAAAACAAUCCAGAUUCUAUUAUGUUGAGGAUGUAGAUCAAUGUCAGAUCAGAAUUACUGACGUUAACUUUGAGUACCAGAACGAGCCGCUGGGUUGCACUGACAGACUAGUCAUCACCCCACUGACUGACAGAUGUUACAUCACUAUCGCUCAGGCUCUUGGUAUGAGCAGUGGAGCUGCUCCUGCGGGCCCUGCUGGUACAGGUAAAACAGAGACUGUAAAAGACAUGGGAAGAUGUUUGGGUAAAUAUGUUGUCGUGUUCAACUGUUCCGAUCAGAUGGAUUACCGUGGUCUUGGCAGGAUUUACAAAGGUUUAGCUCAGUCUGGUGCUUUUGGUUGUUUUGACGAGUUCAACAGGAUAGAAUUACCAGUAUUGUCCGUAGCAGCUCAGCAAAUCCACAUCGUCUUGACUUGCAGGAAGGAGCGCAAAUCAGAGUUCAUUUUCAGUGAUGGAGAUAUUGUCAAGAUGAAUCCUGAAUUUGGCAUAUUCUUAACCAUGAAUCCCGGUUACGCUGGACGUCAAGAGUUGCCGGAGAAUCUGAAGAUUAUGUUCAGAACGGUGGCUAUGAUGGUGCCGGACCGGCAGAUUAUCAUGUGCGUCAAACUCGCUGCUUGCGGUUUCAUCGAGAAUCUCAUGUUGUCCUUCAAGUUCUAUACUUUGUACAAACUUUGUGAGGAGCAGCUUACCAAGCAGGUGCAUUAUGAUUUCGGACUAAGAAACAUCCUGUCAGUACUAAGAACUCUGGGAACAGUAAAACGAGCGAAUCCAGAGGACAGUGAGAGUAGUAUAGUGAUGAGAGUCCUCAGGGACAUGAACCUUUCUAAACUUAUUGAUGAAGAUGAGCCCCUCUUCCUUUCACUCAUCGACGAUCUAUUUCCAGGAAUUGUGUUGGAGAAGGCUGGUUACCCAGAGAUUGAGGCAGCUAUUUUGACUGAGGUUCAGAAGCGAAAACUUGUUUAUCACCCUCCAUGGGUUCUGAAACUGAUUCAGUUAUUCGAGACACAACGAGUACGGCACGGUAUGAUGAUGUUGGGGCCAACUGGCGCUGGUAAAACAGAGGCAAUACACGCUCUCAUGGAUUCUAUGGGUGAAUGCGGGUCCCCUCACAGAGAAAUGAAGAUGAACCCUAAAGCUAUAACCGCACCUCAAAUGUUCGGUAUACUUGAUGUAGCUACAAAUGACUGGACAGAUGGGAUAUUCUCCACCCUUUGGAGAAGAACUCUGAAGGCGAAGAAAGGAGAAGCAGUUUGGAUUACUCUUGACGGGCCUGUUGAUGCCAUCUGGAUCGAGAAUUUGAACUCUGUGUUAGACGAUAACAAAACUCUAACACUUGCUAAUGGAGACAGAAUCCCAAUGUCCCCGAAUUGUAAAGUACUUUUUGAAGUGCACAACAUUGACAACGCUUCACCCGCCACUGUAUCACGGAAUGGCAUGACCUUCCUCAGUUCCUCAGUUCUUGACUGGAGACCCAUCUUACAGGGAUGGUUAAACACCCGGCCGUCCACUGAAAUUGGAAUAUUUACAAAUCUUUUUGAGAGGAUCUUUGAAGACGCUUACAAUUACGUUCUCACAAUGCUCAAACCGAAGAUGGUUACUCUCCAAUGUGAUUACAUCGCACAGUCGUGUAACCUACUGCAAGGCCUAGUCCCGGUCAGCGAUGGUGCAGACGGUCCAGUCAGUCACUGCUCCCCUGACCAUCUCGAGAGACUCUUCAUCUUUGCUAUUAUGUGGAGUUUAGGGGCGGUGUUGGAGCUUGAAGACAGAGCAAAACUGCAAGAAUUCAUCGCACAGAAGAAAUGUUUGGACCUACCACCAGCUGAUGCCUCUAAAGGGGACACCAUAUUCGAGUACACCGUGUCCGAUGAAGGACAGUGGGUUCACUGGAACAGUCUAGUUACUCAAUAUCUUUAUCCUGAGGACUCUGUCCCCAGAUAUGUAGAGAUUUUGGUGCCCAAUGUGGACAAUGUUCGAACGAACUUCUUGAUUGAGACCAUCAGUAAACAAGAUAAAGCAGUCCUACUUAUUGGUGAACAAGGUACAGCGAAGACAGUGGUUGUUAAAGGUUACAUGAAUGAGUACGAUCCAGAUGAGAGACUUAGUAAAUGUAUGAACUUCUCGUCAGCCUCAACUCCGGGAAUGUUCCAGGCUUCAAUUGAAAGCUACGUUGAGAAACGGAUGGGAACAACAUUCGGUCCACCCUCUGGAAAGAAGAUGACUGUCUUUAUAGACGAUGUUAACAUGCCUGUCAUUAACGAGUGGGGAGACCAGAUCACUAACGAAAUUGUAAGACAACUUAUGGAACAACAAGGAUUCUACAACCUGGAGAAACCCGGAGAUUUUACACACAUAGUUGACAUAUCUCUAAUUUCUGCCAUGAUCCACCCGGGUGGCGGUCGAAACGACAUUCCCUCAAGACUGAAGAGGCAAUUUAGCAUCUUCAACUGUACUCUUCCUUCAAACAACUCUAUUGAUCAGGUCUUCCGAACAAUUGCAUGUGGAUAUUUCUGCACGGCUAGAGGAUUUACCCAGGAUGUCUGUGACACUGUUGCUUCUCUGGUUCCUCUUACAAGGGCUCUGUGGCAGGAUGUUAAAAAGAAGAUGUUACCCACACCUGCAAAGUUCCACUACACCUUCAAUCUGCGAGAUUUGAGUCGGGUCUGGCAAGGCAUGUUGACUGUCACUUCGGAGGUGCUCCAGGACGUUUCACUUCUGCUUCACCUAUGGAAUCACGAGAUCACCAGAGUACUGCAUGAUAGGUUUACGAAUGAACAGGACAAAGAUAAGUUCUACGUAAUGGUAGACGAGUUGAUGAAGGAAAAUUUCCCAAAUGAUCCAAUUCAGGAGGACAAUUACUUCAUUGAUUUCAUGAGAGAAGCUCCAGAGGUAACAGGUGAAGAGCCCGACGAUGCUGAUCUGAGUGCGCCUAAAAUUUAUGAGAAGAUGGAAACUUUCCAAAUCUUGACAGAAAGACUCCAGGGUUUUCAAGACAAUUAUAACGAAUCAAUCAGGGGUUCCAGCAUGGAUUUGGUCUUCUUCGAGGACUGUAUGACUCAUCUGAUCAAAGUGUCCCGUAUCAUCAGAAGUGAUAUCGGGAGUGCCCUGCUUGUGGGGGUGGGAGGUUCAGGGAAACAGUCAGUCACCAGGAUGGCUAGUUUCAUCGCUGGAUACGUUGUGUUCCAGAUUACUCUCAGCAGAUCCUACAACAUCUCCAAUCUUUUAGAAGAUCUCAAACAUCUGUACCGUAUAGCUGGACUCAAGGGACAGGGUGUUACUUUUAUUUUCACUGACAACGAGAUAAAGGAUGAAGCGUUCUUGGAGUUUAUCAACAAUAUUCUCUCUUCUGGUGAAGUAUCUAACUUAUUUGCCAAAGACGAAGUUGAUGAGAUUCUCAACGAUCUAAUUCCUAUAAUGAAGAAAGAGUUACCCAGACAUCCCCCGACUGGGGAGAACUUGUACGAGUAUUUCAUAGCCAGGGUUAGGAUGAAUCUGCACAUCGUUCUGUGUUUCUCCCCGGUGGGAGAGAAGUUCAGAUCACGAGCUCUCAAGUUCCCUGGUCUGAUAUCUGGCUGCACAAUGGAUUGGUUCAGGCCUUGGCCCCGGGACGCCCUUAUCGCUGUAUCCAAAUACUUCCUCUCGAGUUAUGAAAUGGACUGCACUCCCCGCACAAAGUCCGCCAUCAUCGAGAGUAUGGGUACGUAUCAGGACAUUGUUUCCCACUCGUGUGCUGACUACUUUGAGAUGUUCCGGAGGCAGACUCACGUCACUCCCAAAUCCUACCUCUCUUUCCUCAACGGUUACAAGACCUGCUACAGAGAGAAGUCUGACGCCCUCAACGAGCUCGCCAGGAGAAUGAACUCUGGUUUAGAGAAACUUCUGGAGGCAACAGAUAGCGUGGGGCAGCUGAAGAUAGAACUGGCAGAGAAGGAUGUGGAGUUGGCUGUGGCGAGUAAAGAGGCAGAUGUUGUGUUAGAGGACGUCACUGUUAAGGCUCAGGGCGCAGAGAAGGUUAAGGCUCAGGUGCAGGUUGUGAAGGAUAGAGCUCAGUCUCUUGUUGAUAUUAUCAACGCGGAUAAGGCGGUCGCUGAGGGGAAACUGCAGGCCGCUGAACCAGCGCUAAAGGCAGCUGAAGCAGCUUUGCUAACAAUCAAACCGUCAGAUAUUUCAACAGUGAGGAAGCUAGCGAAGCCACCUCAUCUUAUUAUGCGUAUCAUGGACUGUGUAAUAAUUUUGUUCCAGAAGAAGUUGAACGCUGUACUCCCUGAUCUAGACAAACCUCAGUUUUUCAAACCAUCUUGGUCUGAAUCUCUGAAGCUCAUGUCUCAGAGUACCUUUAUCGCGAAUUUGCAGCAGUUCAAGAAAGAUUCGAUAAAUGAAGAGACGGUUGAGCUCCUGGAAGCAUACUUCCGUUCUGAAGAUUAUACGUAUGAGUCAGCGAAGAAGGUGUGCGGUGACGUGGCAGGGCUACAAUCCUGGACCAGUGCCAUGGCUGACUUCUAUACUAUCAACAAAGAGGUCUUACCUCUAAAAGCUAACCUUUUCAUCCAAGAGAAGAAACUGGAGGGUGCUAUGUCUGAGUUAUCUGUUGCACAAGAAAUGUUAGACGCCAAACAGGCGGAACUUGACGAAGUUCAGGCAAUAUACGAUGCAGCCAUGUCCAAGAAACAGCAGUUGUUCGACGAUGCAUCCAUGUGUGAAAGAAGAAUGAAGGCUGCAACGGCUCUCAUAAACGGUCUUAGCGGAGAGAAAGUCAGGUGGACCGAGGAAAGUCUCCAGUUUAAAGCUACCAUUAAACAACUUGUCGGUGAUGUUCUCCUGGCUGUUGGGUUCCUGUCUUACUCAGGGCCCUUCAACCAGCUCUAUCGAAGUUUACUGUUCGACAAAUGGAAAGCCGAUCUUCGGAAGAAUGAUAUUCCUUUCAAAGAAGACAUUGAUGUCGUGAGUUUUCUAUCGACUCAAACUCAGAUAGGAGAGUGGAAUCUUCAAGGUCUGCCCAACGAUGAACUUUCAACUCAAAACGGUAUUAUUUGUACCUCCGCCUCUAGAUACCCUCUUCUAAUUGAUCCUCAAGGACAAGGAAAAGUAUGGAUCAACAAUAAAGAAGGGCCCAACGGUUUAGUGGUUACAAAUCUCUCACAAAAACAUUUCAGAACACAUCUCGAAGACUCCCUAUCUUUAGGAAAUCCUCUUCUUAUCGAAGACGUGGGAGAGGAACUGGAUCCAGCAUUGGACAAUGUUUUGGAGAAGAACUUCAUCAAAUCAGGAUCCACACUAAAAGUAAAGGUCGGAGACAAAGAGUGUGAUGUGAUGGGCGGGUUUAUCUUGUACAUCACCACUAAACUACCUAACCCAGCAUAUACACCCGAAAUAUCAGCUAGAACAAGUAUCAUAGAUUUCACGGUCACUAUGAAGGGUCUUGAGGAGCAGCUGCUGGGACGAGUAAUCCUCACAGAGAAGGCUGAGCUGGAGAAUGAGAGAAUUUCAAUGUUGGAGGAUGUCACCCUGAAUAAGCGCAAGAUGAAAGAGUUAGAGGAUAACCUUCUUUACAAGCUGACCUCAACUCAGGGUUCACUUGUAGACGAUCCUACUCUAAUUGAGGUUUUGCAAAUUACUAAAGUUACCGCGGGUGAGGUUAACGAGAAGUUGGUUAUUGCUGCGGAGACAGAGCUGAAAAUAAACUCAGCCAGAGAAGAGUUCCGGCCAGUUGCUUCAAGGGGUUCUAUCCUAUAUUUCCUGAUCACUGAGAUGAGCAUGGUGAACGAGAUGUACCAGACCUCUCUUGUGCAGUUUCUCAGUCUGUUCGAUCGCAGCAUGGAAAAAUCUGAAAAGAGUCCAGUAACAUCAAAGCGCCUCACGGCUAUCAUUGAGCACCUGUCAUUUGCUGUGUUCGAGUACACCUGCCGAGGUCUUUAUGAGGAUCACAAGUUCCUCUUCACGUUACUCCUUGCUCUGAAGAUUGAUCUGAGCAGAGAGAAGGUCAAACAUCAGGAAUUCCAAAUCCUAAUAAAAGGAGGAGCAGCUCUAGAUCUGAAUGCCGUUGCUCCAAAACCAGCCAGCUGGAUUCUUGACAUCACCUGGUUGAACAUAGUCAGCUUGAGUGAACUUCAGCAGUUUGACGACCUCCCAUCCAAGGUCGCUACGAACGAGAAGGCGUGGAAGAGGUGGUUUGACACGGAUCAGCCGGAAGAAGAGGAAAUGCCGGACGGAUACAACCAGUCUCUGGACGUGUUCCGGAAAUUACUCAUGAUCAGGGCCUGGUGUCCGGAUAGAAUCAUUCCACAGGCUAGGAAAUACAUUGCAAGUGCGAUGGGCCGCAAGUAUGCGGAGGCUGUUAUCUUGAAUCUAGAGAAGACUUGGUCAGAGAGUGACCCGGUUACACCAUUGGUUUGUCUCCUGUCUAUGGGAAGUGAUCCCACAGCUAGCAUUGAGAAUCUCGCUAAAAACAAUAAACUCGAAUGUAGGAGCAUUUCGAUGGGUCAAGGUCAGGAGAUUCACGCUCGGAGGCUACUGCAGAGUUUCAUGAGCGGAGGAGGCUGGGUCCUGCUUCAGAACUGCCAUUUAGCUCUUGGAUUCCUGGACGAACUGUUGGAGACAGUAACCACAGCAGAAGAUACCAACGAACACUUCAGACUGUGGAUGACAACUGAGAUACAUCCUAAAUUCCCCAUCAACUUCCUCCAAUCAUCUAUCAAGUUUACCAACGAACCUCCCCAAGGACUGAAGGCCGGAUUGAAGAGGACCUAUUCUACGGUUACAAAGGAACAGUUGGAGAUAACCAGUGCUCCUCAGUGGAAACCUAUGUUGUACGCUGUAGCCUUCCUUCACUCUGUUGUUCAGGAGCGAAGAAAGUUUGGUCCGCUAGGAUGGAACAUCCCAUACGAGUUUAACCAGUCUGACUUCACUGCAACAGUCCAGUUCGUACAGAACCAUCUAGACGACAUGGAUCCUAAACGAGGAGUCUCGUGGGGUACUGUGUGUUACAUGAUAGGAGAGGUACAGUACGGUGGUCGAGUAACUGACGACUUCGACAAGAUCCUCCUCAAUACCUACGCUAAAGUCUGGUUUAGAGACAACAUGUUCAAUAAAAACUUCUGCUUCUUCAAAGGGUACAUAAUUCCUGAGUGCAACUCCCUGGAACAGCACCAGGCUUACAUAGAAACACUACCACUCACAGACACACCUGAGGUGUUUGGUCUGCACGCAAACGCUGAUGUGUCAUACCAAAGCAAGGUUGCGCGCGAGGCAUUGGAAACUAUCUUGAACGUGCAACCUAAAGACAGUGGAGGAGGAAGCGGGGAAACAAGAGAAAGUGUAGUUUACAGACUGGCAACGGAGAUGUUGUACAAGCUUCCUCCUGACUACGUGGCUCACGAGGUGCGAGCAAGGAUUAUGAAGUACGGUCACCUUGCUCCGAUGAACAUCUUCCUCAAACAAGAGAUAGACAGAAUGCAGCGUGUCAUCCUCGCUGUUAGGAUUUGUCUUCAGGAUUUGAAGCUAGCUAUAGACGGCACGAUUAUCAUGAAUGAGAACUUGAGAGACGCACUGGAUAACAUGUUUGAUGCCCGUAUCCCCUCACUCUGGCUAAAGAUAUCCUGGGAGAGCUCAACUAUAGGAUUUUGGUUCACUGAGCUGCUUGAACGGACCACCCAGUUCAGUUCUUGGAUAUUCAUGGGCCGACCCAAAGUGUUCUGGAUGACAGGGUUCUUUAACCCUCAGGGUUUCCUGACGGCUAUGAGACAGGAGGUUACGAGAGCUCACAAGGGUUGGGCUCUUGAUUCUGUUGUCCUGUUCAACGAAGUUUGUAAAGUUUUUAAAGAGGAUAUCGCCACCGCUCCCGCAGAGGGUGUGUAUGUUCACGGUUUGUUUUUGGAUGGCGCAAGCUGGGACAAAAAGAACGCUAAACUUGCUGAACAAGCUCCCAAAGUAUUGUUCGUUCCCCUUCCUGUCAUUCACAUUUUCGCGGUCAAUAAUGCCAGUCCCGGUGGAAAGAUAAAAGACCCAAAUCUGUACAUGUGUCCGAUCUACAAAAAGCCCAAAAGAACUGAUUUAACUUUCAUCACGAGUGUGUUCCUCAAAACCAGCCAGCAGCCCGAGCACUGGAUCAUGCGGGCUGUAGCUUUGCUCUGUGAUAUCAAAUAAACAUCAAAUAUAUAUUAUUAUGUAGAACCAGACUGUUGAUUGUAAAUUGUUGUAGACUUUAUAUCAAAGACUGUAUCCAAUAAACCUAUUUAUAUAUUACCAUGUUAUUCGAAGUAGACUAUUUAAUAAUGAAAUUGAAUUCGAUAAAAAAAAUGAAGCAUGUGUAUAACAUGACAAAGUUUAAUUUCUGCUCGAUAAAAUGUUAGACAAUACUGAUAUCAUCUAUUUUUGAUAUGAAGUGAAGCAGGCUUCGUUUUGUGUAAAAAUAUUAAAGAUUAAGAAAUGACAAUUAAAAUUUUGUAUGGAAUUUAUUUUCCAAGUGAAUAAAAGCUUCGUUUUGUGUGAAAAAGUUUCAAAAUGAAGCAACUAUAUUUACUUUUUAAGGAAUGUUUUCUUUUCAACUCAAUUGACUUCUGUUUUCAGUUACAAAUUAUUCCUAUUUCAGUCCACA
Messenger RNA from Bolinopsis microptera, 14243 nucleotides. RefSeq names its product dynein axonemal heavy chain 8-like. Gene Ontology annotation, cellular component: axonemal dynein complex. The record is from RefSeq and is a predicted model, not a curated record. The transcript has 53 exons. Gene Ontology annotation, biological process: microtubule-based movement. Bases 35 to 13792 code for a protein of 4585 amino acids. Gene Ontology annotation, molecular function: dynein intermediate chain binding; ATP hydrolysis activity; ATP binding. NCBI's taxonomy places the organism in Eukaryota, Metazoa, Ctenophora, Tentaculata, Lobata, Bolinopsidae.